GAUGGUGAACUGUGUCAACUUUCUGUCGGAGAGAAGUAUCUUCUCAACAACGGAACAAUACAUCUGCUUGCUCAGCAACCCUCUACAAACGCUACGGAGUCAGGGGCUGUUAUCAUCGUCUCUAUCACCUUUGCAUCAGGAGCAACUGUGUCAUUUGACGUCCGGUACUCACCAAAGAUGGGCCGGCAGUUUGUAAACAUUCUGUUCAGCCCCACUGCCACGUUCAAGGGCACAACGGAGGGGCUGUGCGGGCUCAUGGAUGACGAUGAUGCCAAUGACUUCACUGGUCCGGGCGGCACUGUGUACAACGUCAACGACUCUUCGGUAUUUGCUGAAACCUGGCGUAUAAAUCAAACUCACUACGGCUCUGGUCUGAUGGGGUCCUGGUCAUGGAACUCUUCUAACUUCCAUCCUGAUGAUGUCAUGGAUCCUGCCUACUCUGACCCGGCACACCGCCCUUCUGUGGGCAUAGAUGGGCUGACACAGGAGCAAAAGGAAAAAGCUGAAGAGAUGUGCAUCGCUCUCGGGUUGACCGGCAUUCUGCUGAAUGAAUGCAUCUUUGACGUGUCGAUCACCAAUGACACAACCUUCACUGAGCAGGAGGCUUUUAAAGGUUGCCCAAACCAGUGUUCAGGUAGGGGUCGCUGUGUAAACGGAACCUGUGACUGCAUAACGGGCUGGUCUGGUGAAGACUGUAACCAUGGAAACUGCACAGACUGCUCCGAGGAUCACGGCAGGUGUGAGCUGGGGUUCUGUAGGUGUGAGCCCGGAUGGGAGGGAGCAGCCUGUGAUCAACAAGCUACAUGCGACGCCCUACGAAACUGUACCAGCAAGGACCACGGGAUCUGCAUAGGCACAAAUGUCUGCUGGUGUAAACCAGGCUACAUCGGUGAAGACUGCAGCAAGGUACCCACGUGCGGAAACGUUGCUAACUGCACAGACCACGGAGUUUGUGUAGACUACGACACCUGUCUGUGUGAUAAGCAGUGGACAGGUGACAAGUGUGACCAGUUCUCGUGUGCAGCAUUGGAUCACUGCUCUGCCCUGUGCCACAACGCGUUGCAGCAGGGGGGCUAG
This is a messenger RNA of Branchiostoma floridae (Florida lancelet), 1077 nucleotides long. RefSeq names its product tenascin-like. The transcript has 8 exons. Bases 178 to 1077 code for a protein of 299 amino acids. Gene Ontology annotation, cellular component: neuron projection. Gene Ontology annotation, biological process: neuron development; heterophilic cell-cell adhesion. Gene Ontology annotation, molecular function: protein heterodimerization activity; protein homodimerization activity; cell adhesion molecule binding. Lineage: Eukaryota; Metazoa; Chordata; Leptocardii; Amphioxiformes; Branchiostomatidae. The record is from RefSeq and is a predicted model, not a curated record.